UAAGGUUGGUGAGGCAGGAUGACAGCUGAACGGGUCUCAAAGGUACAGCGCUGCAGUCAGUAAAUUAACAACAAAUCACCACAAACUCCCGUUUCCAAGGAGAGGGACUGGCACAAUUCAUCGUGCGUCGCGUUUUUAACAACUGACUGAAGCGUUUGAGUUUUUUUCAGAGGACGUGAACCGUUAAACCUUACGGAUAUAGUUUCUUCUUUUUUUCACCAAGAGCGAAAAAGAUCCGAGUCCGGAUGUGCCAGCGGUAUUUAGUUUUUCGCAUGGCGUAGGCACCUUUUCUACAGCGGCAGAUUCUUGGAUGAUUGGAGAGUUGGAGGAGGCCCUCGGGUCGACCGCUUAUCCAACUAUCAUUAACUACACGCUCAAAUUUGACCGAAUUGUGUGGAAAAUGAUCAACGAAAUGAUUGUGCAAUAGUGAGGAGGAAGAAGAAGAAGAAGCGUUGAAACACGUACCGACUACCUCAGUGUUGUGACAGUGGAGAGUGCGAGUCACCAUCUGGGAUACAUUCUGUCUUUUGUUUCCUUCUAUAAACCAAAAUAAACGACUUGGAUUCAAGAGUUUCGUGAGCAGCUUUCACCAAGGGGAGACGAAAAAAAAAAAAGGGAAAUAUUUGUGUCCUUUGCCUUGCGUGUGUGUGUGUGUGUGAGCGUGUGUUGUGAAUCCCUUUGAGGACCUGGAAAACCUUCACGAUGACGAGCAGCUGCACCCCAGCGGACAUGAUAAACCUGCGGCUUAUUUUAGUCAGCGGGAAGACGAAAGAGUUCCUCUUCUCUCCCAACGACUCGGCAGCGGACAUCGCCAAACAUGUUUAUGACAACUGGCCAAUGGACUGGGAAGAAGAGCAGGUCAGCAGUCCUAACAUCCUGAGAUUGAUCUACCAAGGCCGUUUUCUACAUGGAAAUGUAACAUUAGGAGCUCUCAAACUGCCCUUGGGGAAGACCACAGUGAUGCAUUUAGUUGCCAGAGAGACUUUGCCUGAGCCAAAUUCCCAAGGUCAGAGGAAUAGAGAGAAGACUGGGGAGAGUAACUGCUGCGUCAUCCUGUAAAUAAACACCUUCGCCGCUGGCCCUCCAUCAUUCUUCUCAUCCGUUCUCCACCCCCAACAUCCUGGACCUUAAGAGCUCGUCCCCUGUCCUGGAGCCUGUCCACAGGAUGGAUAUGCUUACAGACAAAUGCACACACACACUCUUCUUGUAUUCUUUUUUUUUCAUACCCCCUCUCUGAAACUCACACUCACACAUAGAAAGACAGCAGGAUGAUCCAAGAACAGAUUUGGAAGCAUGAAUUUGAUCAAAACAAAAUGAGUUGAUUCAUUGUUUUGUACGUGAUUUGUUGUCAUAACUGAAAAUGAGAGGAAGGAACUGGACUUUGGCUGUGUAUUUUCUUUUCUUCUUUUCUUCUUAAUGCACACCGCCAGCCUUUUUGCUAUCCUCCUACACACACAGACAAACACAAACCUUUUCUAGUCAUCCUCAGCACGUCUGGUAAAAAGUCAGUUUCUAACUGGCUCCUCGUUCUCUAGCUGGAUGUCAUAAUAAUGUAGUGCCCAAGUUUGUGUGUGUGUGUGGCCUUGUUUUCUCAUACAGACUGCUGAGAAUUUUAACCACUAACACCCUAACAUACACACACACACACACACACACACACACACACACACACACACACACACACACACACACACACACACACACACACACACACAUUCAAACACCAUGGCAUCCUGUCUACACAUCCAACCAUAUGUUCCUGUGUGAUCUCCCUCGGUGCAGCAGACGAAGCUUAGACGUGCCUGAUCAGAUAACUCAAACAAGGACACACACAUACACAUACAGUAGAUACACACAGACGCGCACACACACACACACACACACACACACACACACACACACACACACACACACACACACACACACACACACACACACACACACACACACACACACAUACACCUGUGUCCUUUUUUAACUGCCCUCCUCUGUGUGUGCCUUUAAAGGUCACAAGGGAGAACUCUUUUCUGUUUUGUCUGCAGAGCACUGUAGAGACGAAGCACGUCCAUCUUUCAGUCGUCAUAUUUUAGCCAAACAAAGCCUAACAAACAAACAAGUAAACAAACAAACAAUCCGCGGUGGUUGUCUUGUUUGGGUUUAUUUGUUUGUCCAUGACAUUUGUGACUGUGUUUUUGACAGUCCAUGCAUAUUACUGACCGACCAGUGUUGUGAUUAGAAUACGUCAUGUCAGUCCCCCCCCCCUCCCCCUCCCCUCCUCCUCCUCCUCCUCUCUGAUAGGAAAAGCCUCCUAUUUGUGCUCCUUUUAUAACAGUGUUGUGAAGGAUCUCUGUCCUGGCAGUUACUGUCCAAGCAGGGAAAUGAAAAUGUUCCUCAUUUGUCUUACUUUGCGCUUCUUAAUCCACACUCUGCAUUAAUAAGUCCAUUUUGCACAACUUAAGCAUGUGCUCCAUCAGAUUAAUACAAACGUAUACGAGUUUUAUUGUUUUAUUUUAUAUUUUUCAAAAGGAAGUGAUGCUCCAGACAAACUAAGGUAACGUGUAGAAUAUAUUUAAUAUGAAUCUUAUAUAGGACAUGAUGACUCUAGAUCUUGUUGCUAUACAGUAUAUCGGUGUGUAGUCUAUGAUUGUGUAUACGGUUAGCUUCUAGCCUGUUCACAGUCACUCGCUGACAAUGUCUUGUGCUUAGCAGCAGCAAAAAAGACCUCCCUAAUCAUUGACGGACUGUACUUUUAUUUUCUUCUGUGCUCUUUUAUUAUUAUUUUUUUCAGCUGUUUAUAAUUUAAUGUAAUCCCUUUUUUCUUUUGUGUGUUAAUUCUUUUUUUUGUUUUCAAGAAAUGCGUUGUAAUAGCACUAUAGAUCUUUCAAAAAUAAAUAUUGUUUAUAUUGAUCAGGGUUCAAAUCUGUACAGAGAUAAACGUUUUCAAACCAAUUGUAAAUAGCACUAAUACUCCCUCUACCCCCUCUGAACUUUAAAAUGGGAUACAUCUGUAAACUAAAUAAAGGUUAUUGAAGUGCA
Messenger RNA from Labrus mixtus (cuckoo wrasse), 3036 nucleotides. RefSeq names its product ubiquitin-like 3a (gene ubl3a). Bases 703 to 1059 code for a protein of 118 amino acids. Lineage: Eukaryota; Metazoa; Chordata; Actinopteri; Labriformes; Labridae. The transcript has 6 exons. Gene Ontology annotation, molecular function: protein binding. The record is from RefSeq and is a predicted model, not a curated record.